Molecule: messenger RNA, 1756 nt
Organism: Candidula unifasciata
Lineage: Eukaryota; Metazoa; Mollusca; Gastropoda; Stylommatophora; Geomitridae
Source: the annotation of a GenBank genome assembly
AUGGAUACCAAUGUUCCAACCACAAGUUCAGGUCGCAGAAUGCGCCUUUCUGCGGCCGAAGCUCUGAAAUUGUUUCAGUCAGAUGUUUUUAAUUCUGAUAAUGAAAAUGAAAAUUUAGAUUUUUCGGAAAGUGAUUCGGACGGUGAAUUUUUACCAGCGGCAGCUGAGCGAUCAGCUGUUAUGGAAUCCAGUAGUUCUGAUGAAUCUGAUACAGAGAAUGUUCCAUUGUUACAAUAUUUAGGAUGUAAGAAAAGGAAAGUGCUCCAAACAAAUAGAAAGACCAAUUCUGGUGAAGGAUGGGAAAGAGUCGAGGAUGGAGUUUUAUCCAGAACUUUGAAUACUUUUCGUUUUAGUCCUAAAACAACUCCAGGGGUGAACCCUGAAUUGGUGUCUGAAAGCUCAACUCCUCUUGAUUGCUUUCUGGCACUGUUCGAUGAUGAAGUACGGACUUCUCUGUUGGAUGCAACAAAUACGUAUGCCACAUUGAAGAAAACACAGAACAAUCCUGCUCGCAAACAUUCUGUCUUUGCGAGCUGGAAUAAUCUUGGAAUUUAUGAAUUGUAUAAAUUCAGUGCGGUGCAGAUGGCAAUGGGAAUCUGCAAGAGGCCGAGCAUAAGGGAUUAUUUCUCCACACGAAAUGUUUUCAGCACCAGUUUUUACUCACAGACCUUCAGUCGGAACAGAUUUCUUAGCAUUUUCCAAACAAUGCUUCAUGUGGGAGAGCCUGAUGCUGAUGGAAAACUGAAAAUUGAGCCCUUCAUCAACAAACUCCUUGAAAAGUUUCAACUGGCUUUCACUGCCUACCAAGACAUUGCUAUUGAUGAAAUGAUUGUUGGUUUCAAAGGAAGAUGGCAGUAUAAGCAAUACAAAGCCACAAAGCCUUCCAAGUAUCACAUCAAGAGCUUUGGCUUGGUAGACAGUAAAACCGGUUAUGUUGUCAAUCUGCUGACAUAUUACGGAAGCACCACAUCGUACAAUCCAACAAAUGAAAAUGAAAGCAGCCAUUCUAUACAGGUCUUCGACACAUUGCUAAGGCCUCUAGGAACUGGAUAUCAUAUCUUUGCAGACCGGUACUACACAACAAGAGUGCUCGUUGACCAUCUUCUGAAACAGAAGCAGUAUUACACCGGAACUGUUCAGCGUGGCCGCGUAGGGUUUCCGCAGUGGAAUGAUAAACUGCAGCAUAUGGCAUCAGAGUAUUUUUCUAAUUCUGCAAGGUCAAUGCUGGCAGUCAGCUGGAAAGAUAAGAAGGCUAAAAAACCUGUGUUGCUUGUUUCCACCAAUGCAUCAGCUGGAGAAGUAACAAAUGCAAAAGGAAAGCUCAAGCCUAGUGUAAUCGACACAUACAAUAACAAGAUGAACGGUUGUGACAUAGCUGACCAACGUCUCGGGUACUAUGGCCUGCACACCCGUAAAACGAAGAAGUGGUGGAAAAAGCUCUUUCAGUGGAUCAUGGAAAUUUGUUGUAUCAAUGCAUAUGUUCUGUAUAAGGAAACGAGGCCAGGAACAACAAAAAUUCCACUGAAAGACUUCAAGCUCAAGCUGAUUGAUGAGCUACUCAUUGCAGCUGCUGAGUCAAUGCCAGAACCAGGAACCAUAGUUCCCACGAGACGAGGUCGCAUGUCAAGCACCCCAGUCCAGCGUCUUCAACCAGGCAUGCAUUUGGUUGGUUAUGUAAAGCAGGACCGCCGAUGUGCAGUGUGUAGUACACCUGCUAAACCUAGGAGGACCAACUACAUCUGCGAAGGAUGUGAUA